UGGUUGCCGCCAGUGCGGCUCCCGCCCGGCUCGGCUCGGCUCCCGCGCGGGCUCGGCGCAGUCAAGGCGCCGCAAACAAACAAAAAAAUGGGGUUCCGCAAAACGGGAGGCGCGUGCACGCUCGCCUUCCUGCUGAACUUGUUGUUGAACCUGCUACUAGCCGAAGACGAGCCCGACAUCGGCUUUAACGACUCGCUGUCUCUCGAAGCGGCUUUAGCCGAGCCUAUCGUGAGGCUGGUGGACUCGGGUGAAAAUUUGACCGAACCUAAAGAAGUAGAAUUCGGAGAAUGCACUGUUACGUGUGGUAUUGGCAUUCGAGAAGUUAUAUUAACCAAUGGAUGUCCUGGAGGUGAAACAAAGUGUAUUGUUCGUGUUGAAGAAUGCAGAGGACCAGCAGAUUGUGGCUGGGGCAAACCUAUUUCUGAGAGUCUUCUUAGUGUGAAGAUACCAUGUAUAUUUGUACCUCCAGAAAAUCGAUUUCAAUACAUUUGGAAAAUGUUGAUUCCAGACCAACAAUCCCUCAUUAUUCCUAAUGAUUCAGCUAUUUUGGAAGUACACAGAGAUACUCACCCCGUUGCAUUUGAGUGUGAUACAAUAGAACAUGAUGAAUUGAUUGCAUCUGUAAAAUAUACAGUGUACACCACAGCUGAGCUGGAAACGAGACGUUUCAAGAAGCCAAGUACAGAUAUCGUAUUGGUAUUUGUCCUCAUAACUGGAGUUAUUGUUUGUGUUGGAGUUAUCUUCGCAAUAACCUUCAUCAUUCUUAAUUGGGCUGCUGUGAAAAGUUUCUGGCAGACGAAAGUUUGGAAGAAUAAGGAUGAUUUAGGUUCAGUGAGAACAUCCAUGGGGCCGGCAACCACAGUCGAAGCAUCUCAGAUGUCGCAAGCAGAAACCUCUGUACAGGAACAAGGUUCCUAUCAGGAAUGGAAUGCAGCAGGUGGAGAAGCAGAAGGGGAAGGAGAGAAAGGAAAUUAUUAAAAGAAAGAGGAAAAAAAACUAUUUUAUAUCAGAGAGAUUAUAUUAAAAGAUACACAAAAUAUUAAAGAGUACCACUUCUAAAAAGUGACUUUUGCUGCUUUGAUGAACAUUGCUUUGAAACAAUAAAAUAAUGUGGUGUGAAACUGUAGGAACCAGAUAUAAAGGUGGAUUUCUUCUGUUACGAUUAAUGUGAUUCACCGGAGGCUUUUGCCUUUCUGGGUUCUUGAAAACCAAAAAUGAAAUAUUUUAAUAAGGAGUUACCAAACUUGCAACAAAUAAAUGGCACUCUGAUUCUAAAUA
This is a messenger RNA of Pantherophis guttatus, 1278 nucleotides long. It is a transcript of the gene SPACA1, whose product is annotated as sperm acrosome associated 1. Gene Ontology annotation, cellular component: acrosomal membrane. NCBI's taxonomy places the organism in Eukaryota, Metazoa, Chordata, Lepidosauria, Squamata, Colubridae. Gene Ontology annotation, biological process: acrosome assembly. The record is from RefSeq and is a predicted model, not a curated record.